Molecule: messenger RNA, 1097 nt
Organism: Periophthalmus magnuspinnatus
Lineage: Eukaryota; Metazoa; Chordata; Actinopteri; Gobiiformes; Gobiidae
Gene: rack1
Product: receptor for activated C kinase 1
Exons: 8
Coding region: 101-1054 (317 amino acids)
Biological process (GO): rescue of stalled cytosolic ribosome; positive regulation of protein phosphorylation
Cellular component (GO): cytosol; nucleus
Molecular function (GO): translation regulator activity; protein kinase C binding; ribosome binding
Source: RefSeq, a predicted model, not a curated record
CCUUUUCCGCUGCGCCCUGGUGCGAUGAGGACGUAGGUCUGUUGGAUCUUUGUAGAAUCCGAACCCAUCCUCGCCAACGGCAGAACCUUCCCGCUCCAGAAUGACUGAGCAGAUGACCGUGAGAGGGACCCUCAAGGGCCACAGCGGAUGGGUCACUCAGAUCGCCACUACGCCGCAGUAUCCCGACAUGAUCCUGUCCGCGUCCCGAGAUAAGUCCAUCAUCAUGUGGAAACUGACCCGUGAUGAGACUAACUAUGGCAUCCCCCAGCGCGCCCUCAAAGGUCACUCUCACUUUGUGAGUGAUGUGGUCAUUUCUUCUGAUGGACAGUUCGCCCUGUCCGGUGCCUGGGAUGGCACUCUGCGCCUGUGGGAUCUUACCACUGGUGCUACAACUCGUAACUUUGUUGGCCACACGAAGGAUGUGUUGAGCGUGGCGUUCUCCGCUGAUAACCGUCAGAUUGUGUCAGGCUCCAGAGACAAGACCAUCAAGCUGUGGAACACCCUGGGAGUCUGCAAAUACACCAUCCAGGACGAGGGCCACAGUGAGUGGGUUUCUUGUGUGCGUUUCUCCCCCAACAGCAGUAACCCCAUCAUCGUCUCCUGCGGCUGGGAUAAGAUGGUCAAAGUGUGGAACUUGGCUAACUGCAAGCUGAAGACCAACCACAUUGGUCACACAGGCUUCCUCAACACGGUGACCGUCUCCCCCGAUGGCUCCCUGUGUGCGUCUGGAGGAAGGGAUGGCCAGGCGAUGCUGUGGGACCUGAACGAGGGCAAACACUUGUACACCCUGGACAGUGGUGACACCAUCAACGCCCUGUGCUUCAGCCCCAACCGCUACUGGCUGUGCGCCGCCACCGGCCCCAGCAUCAAAAUCUGGGAUCUGGAGGGCAAGAUCAUUGUGGAUGAACUGAGGCAGGAAGUGAUCAGCACAAACAGCAAGGCCGAGCCCCCACAAUGCACCUCUCUGGCCUGGUCAGCUGAUGGACAGACGCUGUUCGCUGGCUACACCGACAACCUGAUCCGUGUGUGGCAGGUCACUAUUGGGACAAGAUAAGGACCUUUUGUCAAGAAAAUUUAAAUAAAACAGUUUAAAAAGU